Messenger RNA from Staurois parvus, 1659 nucleotides. Lineage: Eukaryota; Metazoa; Chordata; Amphibia; Anura; Ranidae. The record is from the annotation of a GenBank genome assembly.
AUGGAGAGUCCAGACCGAAUAGUAAAAGCAUCUGCUUCAGUGGAAGAACAUGAGAGUCCAUACAUGAGCAAAACCUGCUCCAUGUCCGAGGAGCUCCUCAUGGAAGACCAGCUGAGGAGAAAGCUCAAAUUCUUUUUCAUGAACCCAUGUGAAAAAUUUCGUGCCCGAGGCCGCAAGCCAUGGAAGCUAUGUAUUCAGAUAUUAAAAAUAGGACUGGUAACAAUUCAGCUGGUGCUGUUUGGACUCAGCAAUCAGUUGGUCGUCACCUUCAAGGAGGAGAACACAGUAGCGUUCAAGCAUUUGUUUCUGAAAGAUUACAAGGAUGCCAGAGAUGACACCUAUGCAGUCUAUCGGCAGGAAGAUGUUUAUAAUCACAUCACUUUCACUAUUAAUAGAUACCUGGAGCUCAGAAAUAUCUCUGUUGGUAAUCAUGCCUAUGAUAGAGGAGAGGAUGGAAGACAUGGAAUGACUGUCUGCCAGUAUUUCUAUAAGCAGGGCAGCAUUUUCCCUGGAAAUGAAACCUUUGAUAUUGACCCUAAGAUCGAGAAAGAGUGUUUUUUUGUGGAGCCAAUGACCCCGAUAAAUGAUCUCAAUCUUCAUGAGAACUUCUGGAACCUGACGCUAGACUUUUAUCGACUUGUAACAGUGGAGAUCACGUUUAAGCUGAAAGCUAUCAACUUGCAGACUAUCCGUCACCAUGAGCUGCCGGACUGCUACGACUUUACAGUGACAAUAACGUUUGACAACAAAGCACAUAGUGGACGGAUUAAAGUAAUUUUGGAUAACGAUGUUGGCAUCCAGGAAUGCAGAGAUUGGCAUGUGUCUGGAUCCAUCCAGAAGAAUACACAUUACAUGAUGAUAUUUGAUGCUAUUAUCAUCUUCACCUGUAUUUCUUCCAUAACCCUCUGCAUACGUUCCGUGGUUAAGGGAAUUCAUCUUCAAAGAGAAUAUGUAAUGUACGUCCAACAACGAUUCUCAAAGGCUGUGCCCUGGUCAGAUCAAAUGGAGUUUGUUAAUGGCUGGUACAUCCUGAUUAUUGUGAGUGAUAUUUUAUCCAUCGUAGGUUCCAUUCUGAAGAUGGAGAUCCAGGCUAAGAGCCUGACCAGUUAUGAUGUGUGCAGUAUUCUUCUGGGGACAUCUACCAUGCUAGUAUGGCUGGGAGUCAUCCGGUAUUUAGGAUUCUUUCAGAAAUACAAUAUCUUGAUUCUUACUCUGAGAGCCGCCCUUCCAAACGUGAUGCGCUUUUGCUGUUGCGCAGCCAUGAUCUACUUAGGCUACUGCUUCUGUGGCUGGAUUGUUUUGGGACCUUAUCACACCAAGUUCCGGUCUCUGGACAUGGUGUCCGAGUGUCUGUUCUCCCUUAUAAAUGGCGAUGACAUGUUCACUACAUUUUCCAUCAUGCAACAGAAGAGCUACUUGGUGUGGCUGUUCAGCCGUGUCUAUCUGUAUUCCUUCAUCAGCCUCUUCAUCUAUAUGGUUCUCAGUCUUUUCAUCGCUCUAAUUACUGACACUUAUGAUACAAUUAAGAAUUACCAGAAAGAAGGUUUUCCAGAGUCUGAACUUCACAUCUUUAUCUCAGAAUGUAAAGACUUGCCGACAUCAGGCCGGUACAGGGAAGACAAGGAAAUGGCUGUAUCCCUUCUGUGCUGCUGUCAACGG